Molecule: messenger RNA, 160 nt
Organism: Gregarina niphandrodes
Lineage: Eukaryota; Apicomplexa; Conoidasida; Eugregarinorida; Gregarinidae
Exons: 1
Source: RefSeq, a predicted model, not a curated record
CUUGGCACAAUCCUGGACCACGUCUGCCAGCGGAGUCGGCCUCUAUAGCGAAGCAUGCUAGAGGGUGUUGCCGCUCCCGGUUGCCGCUCCCGGUUGCCGCUCCCGGUUGCCGCCCCCGGUUGCCGCUCCCGGUUGCCGCCCCCGGUUGCCGCUCCCGGUU